CCUUAGUCGAGAUGAAAUGGCGCCGCCGCCGGUGCUGCUGCUGCCACGGUGGCUCCUAGUAGUCGGAGGAGUGACGUCCGCAGCCAAACCUCGCAGGUUCUCCAACUAUUCCCUCCCUGGCAUUGGGCUCGGCUCAUCCAACAGCAGCAGCACAAGGAGCAGAAGCAGCAGCAGGCGCUUCUCCUCCAACGCCGAGCAGUCCACCGGAAGCCGGCGGAGGUGGUGGUCCGACGAGGCCCAGUUCGACGACAACGACGAAGAAUUCGAGGAGGACGAGGAGGAGGGCUUCUCGUUUGGUGGCGGGUCUGCGAGCUGGGGCCAGGCGUUCGACGAGCCAUGGUUCACCAAGGCGUCGCGGGCGUACGGGUACGUGCUCCCGGUGGUUCUGGUGUCCAUGCUGGCGGCCUCGGGGCCGCAGGCGUUCCUGAUGGCCAUGGCCAUCCCGCUCGCCCAGUCUGCCGUCUCCUUGGCCAUCCGCGCCUUCUCCAACACAUCAUCUUGGGGCCGCCGUAACCAAGAGGAGUACGAUGACGACUAUUAUUCCGAUUACAGAAGCAGCGGCUGGGAGGAACCCGAACAAGAAGAAUACAGCAACACCUCCUCGGCCAAGUAUAAAGAUAGCAGCAGGAGCCAACAGCAGCAGCCAUGGGCCAAGGGUGGCAAGUCUGAAGAUGCAGAACCAACGGUGGAUUCAGAUAAUACUGACAGUGCCAGCAGCAGCUACGGUAGCGGCAGCAGUGCUGGUUUUGGAGGAUGGGACGAGCUCGACGCCGGCAACGACGUCCAGUACCGCAGCAGCGGCAGCAGCAGGCGGAGUGCAGGAGCGUCGCCCGCGGCGGAUAAAGCUUCUGCUGCUGCUACUGGUGGUGCGGCGAGAUCAAUGAGUAGGAGGAGGCCACAGCCAGAAAGGAGGAGACCAAGAAGCAGAGCAGCUGCAGCUGCGAGGUACAGGCAGUCGCCCCUGUUCAUGCGCCUGCUCGUCGCCCUCUUUCCGUUCCUCGGUUCAUGGUUCAGAAUUAUGCUCUGAAACAAAGACAGCCAUUCAUUUCUUUCCUCCUUAGCACAUUUGAUGUCUGUAUGCAUGUGUAUGUGACUCGGUCAUCACCAUCGACUAUAUAUUCACAUAACGAAUUGUGAUGAACAAUCAA
Messenger RNA from Lolium rigidum, 1148 nucleotides. RefSeq lists its product as uncharacterized. Lineage: Eukaryota; Viridiplantae; Streptophyta; Magnoliopsida; Poales; Poaceae. The record is from RefSeq and is a predicted model, not a curated record. The coding region runs from base 17 to 1027 and encodes 336 amino acids. The transcript is spliced from 2 exons.